GCGCGGGGCGGGGAUUGGUCUGAGCGCGUUCUCCUUCGCUUCGCGGUGUCCGGGACACCUGCUCGCCCCUCGCGUCCGGCGCCGCUGGGGCUCCCCUGCCAGGCUCCCCGGUUCCUCCAAGCUCGCAGAGCAGGGAGAAGGGCUGGGACGCCCCGGACCCGGCCCGGAGCCCGCUGAGCCGUCGCGGGGCGAGAUGAGCGCGGACGCGGCGGCCGGGGCGCCCCUGCCCCGGCUCUGCUGCCUGGAGAAGGGGCCGAACGGCUACGGCUUCCACCUGCAUGGGGAGAAGGGCAAGGUGGGCCAGUACAUCCGGCUGGUGGAGCCCGGCUCUCCGGCCGAGAAGGCGGGGCUGCUGGCCGGGGACCGGCUGGUGGAGGUGAACGGCGAGAACGUGGAGAAGGAGACCCACCAGCAGGUGGUGAGCCGCAUCCGCGCCGCGCUCAACGCCGUGCGCCUGCUGGUGGUCGACCCCGACACGGACGAGCAGCUCAGGAAGCUCGGCGUCCAGAUCCGGGGGGAGCUGCUGCGCGCCCAGGCGGGGCCGGAGCAGGCCGGGCCGCCGGCCGCCCCCGGGGAGCAGGGCCCGGCCGGCGAGAACGAGCCGCGCGAGGCCGAGAAGAGCCACCCGGAGCGGCGCGAGCUCCGGCCUCGGCUCUGCACCAUGAAGAAGGGCCCCAACGGCUACGGCUUCAACCUGCACAGCGACAAGUCCAGGCCGGGCCAGUUCAUCCGCGCCGUGGACCCAGACUCCCCGGCUGAGGCCUCGGGGCUCCGGGAGCAGGACCGCAUCGUGGAGGUGAACGGGGUCUGCGUGGAGGGCAAGCAGCACGGGGACGUGGUGACUGCCAUCAAGGCUGGCGGGGAUGAGACCAAGCUGCUGGUGGUGGACAAGGAGACCGACGAAUUCUUCAAGAAAUGCAAAGUGACCCCAUCUUCCGAGCACCUCAACGGUCCCUUGCCUGAGCCCUUCACCAAUGGGGAGAUGCAGAAGGAGAACAACCCUGAGACCCUGGCCUCAGCAGCCUCGGGGAGCCCCAGGCCAGCCCUGGCAAGAUCCACCUCCAGUGACACCAGCGAGGAGCUGACUUCCCAAGACAGCCCCAAGAAAGAGGACUCCACGGCCCCCUCCUCGACCUCCUCCUCCUCCGACCCCAUCCUGGACUUCAACAUCUCGCUGGCCGUGGCCAAAGAGAGGGCCCACCAGAAGCGCAGCAGCAAACGGGCCCCGCAAAUGGACUGGAGCAAGAAAAACGAACUCUUCAGCAACCUCUGAGCGCCCCGGCCACCCACCCUUCCUCGCCUCCUCUCCCCCCCGCUUCUCCAAUCACCCUCGAAUCGACCUACAAAUCAGCACCAGCACCCCCUUCCUGGCCAUGUGAUUUUUCUAGAGAACUGGCGGAUGCUUUUCUGCCCCACCCAAUCAGACAGCAGCAGACUCGGUCCCUCUGCUCCCGCGUGGCUCUGCCUGGGACGUCACCGGGACCUGCUUCAGGCGAGGAUGGUGGCACCAGGCACGUGGUCCUCCUCCCUCACCACCCCACAGGGGACCAGGGGACUUUGCGGCAGCCACAGCUCACCUCGCGGGGCGUCUGUUGUCCUGACAGCUGAGGCUGGCUUGCACCUCUUGUUUUUGUUGAUUUUUUUUUUUUUAAGGGUGCACAUCACAGUUUAGAGGGAUGUUCAUUUCCUUGAUUAACGUGAUUUUCCUGGCUGUUGCAGCCUGGGCAUAGCAGCGGCCUCAGCCUUAAAUUUUUGUCCCCGCUCCUCCUCCCCCAGAGGCCUGGGCAGCGCGGGGAGGGCUUGGCUGGCCCUUGCCCAGCGCUGAGCCAGGCCCCUCAUUGUAUGGAGACUCCGGAAAUUAACUGGUUCCUGCAAA
Lepus europaeus (European hare) is the source of this 1876-nucleotide messenger RNA. It is a transcript of the gene NHERF1, whose product is annotated as NHERF family PDZ scaffold protein 1. The coding region runs from base 194 to 1273 and encodes 359 amino acids. Gene Ontology annotation, cellular component: apical plasma membrane. Gene Ontology annotation, biological process: protein localization to plasma membrane. Lineage: Eukaryota; Metazoa; Chordata; Mammalia; Lagomorpha; Leporidae. Gene Ontology annotation, molecular function: signaling receptor binding; protein-membrane adaptor activity. The record is from RefSeq and is a predicted model, not a curated record. The transcript has 6 exons.